Molecule: messenger RNA, 4110 nt
Organism: Coregonus sp. 'balchen'
Lineage: Eukaryota; Metazoa; Chordata; Actinopteri; Salmoniformes; Salmonidae
Source: the annotation of a GenBank genome assembly
AUGCAGGAACUGGAAAAUCAUGUCUUCUUCACCAGUUUAUUGAGAAGAGAUGUAAGUUCUGUCCAAUGGAUUGUAUUGACAUGUAGCUUAUUUUAGGGACAGGCUACAAUUUAUGAUUAAAUUAACUUUGAAUAAAUGAAUAGGCAUUGUUGUGGGUAUGUGUUGUGAUAUUAAGUGGCGCAGUGGUCUAAGGCACUGCAUCGCAGUGCUAACUGUGCCACUAGAGAUCCUGGUUCGAAUCCAGGCUCUGUUGCAGCCGGCCACGACCGGGAGACUCAUGGGCGGCGCACAAUUGGCCCAGCGUCGUCCAGGGUAGGGGAGGGAAUGGCCGGCAGGGAUGUAGCUCAGUUGAUAGAGCAUGGCGUUUGCAACGCCAGGGUUGUGGGUUUGAUUCCCACGGGGCCAGUAUGAAAAUGUAUGCACUCACUAACUAAGUCGCUCUGGAUAAGAGCGUCUGCUAAAUGACUAAAAUGUAAAUUAACGUGGAAUGAUUUCAUUUAAAUCACAGUCAAAGACGAUUCGAAUCACACCAUCGGAGUGGAGUUUGGCUCAAAGAUAAUCAACGUGGUAAACAAAUAUGUCAAACUCCAAAUCUGGGACACUGCGGGACAAGAGAGAUUCAGGUACUGUACAGUAUGUGAGAGCAUUUCACAGACCUACCCCUACUGUGGCAGGGCGUUAGACAUUUUUCUCAAACCAGCUUGGACCGUUUCAUGCAUGCCCAUCUCCAGCUGAUCAUUAGAGAACGUGUGCCAGAUCCUUGGAACAGCAAGUAAAUGAAUCAUGGCCAGCUGUUGUGGGGGAGAUAAUAAUGCGGAGCGCAGCAACAAUUCUGAAGCACUACUACUGAGCACCAUAGAGCAUUUUGUUUUGCACAUUGGCCAACUCCUUAUCCAGCUUGGAUGGCACCGGAUCAGCUUUGGAGGACAGCACUAAAUUAUGUUAUGUAUAGCUAACUAUAGAUAUAGUAGGAGAUGGAGAAUGUCAAAUUUGAGAAUGUUAAUUUAAUAAAUGUAAUUAUGUGUCAAAUUUUCAAAUUGAUGCAGUUAUGUAUUUUCAACUGAUGUUAGUUGCUUUCCUCUCCCAGGUCUGUGACACGGAGUUACUACAGAGGCGCUGCAGGAGCACUGCUUGUGUAUGACAUCACCAGGUAGGCUAAAUGACCUACUCAUAGGUGAUCAGGAGAGUUGAGGAGAAAUAAUCCUUGCCUUAUUAUGGGUGGACCUUCAACGGGUAUGCUGUUUUGGAGCUGUCGUCCAUUUUUGUGAAUAAACAAAACACAACUGUUUCUAAAAAUACAAAUAUUGAAUGUAGUACGUAUCAAUGGGACCUAGAUAUAUGACUCAUUGGUAGCACAGUGGCUUCCGAUCGACUGUUUUGGAAAACACUGCUCUAACCUUCCUAAAGUCGAAUGUGAUUAAAGUGAACAGAACCAUCAAGUCUGAUUUGUAUGUCUCCACUGCUCUCCCUCUCGCUCCAUUGACCUGAUCGUCCUCAGCCGGGAAACCUACAACGCCCUGACCAACUGGCUGACGGACGCCAGGAUGCUGGCCAGCCAAAAUAUUGUCAUCAUCCUGUGUGGUAACAAGAAGGACUUGGACGCAGACCGGGAGGUCACCUUCCUGGAGGCGUCUCGCUUUGCUCAGGAAAAUGGUGUGUUUAGUAUGACUGAUGAUCCCUUUAACGCUAAAUUCCAAGGGCUGUAUGUAUCAAGCAUCUCAGACUGGGAGUGCUGAUCUUGGAGGAGAACCUCUAUGUAGUCUUAUUAAUUUUGUUCAAAAAAGGCAAAACUGAUCCUAGAUCAGCACUCCUACUCUGAGAAGCUUGAUGCAUACAGACCCAAAUCUAGCCCCUACCCUCUGCUGUAGAUCUGAACGUCUUGGAAUUCCACAGAAGCCAAGGUGAAGCAAUUACCAUAAAAUCCUAAUUUAUGAUUGUUUGCACUGCGAAUACUCCACUAGAGGUCACUGUAGGACAACUCACUGGUGUGAACUAGUGCCCACAGAACCAUUGCAAUUCAUGUCCUCCACAGCUAAAUUUACAUUUUAGUCAUUUAGCAGACGCUCUUAUCCAGAGCGACUUAGUUAGUGAGUGCAUACAUUUUCAUACUGCCCCCCCGUGGGAAUCAAACCCACAACACUGGCGUUGCAAACGGCAUGCUCUACCAACUGAGCUACACGGGACUGACUUAGGCUUAGGUGUUCAAAUGUUACCAACAUUGAUGAUAAUCAAUGUUAAUAUUGUGUCCCGCUGUCUUGUCUGUUUCAGAACUUAUGUUUCUGGAGACCAGUGCUCUGACAGGGGAGAACGUGGAGGAGGCCUUUGUGCAGUGUGCCAGGAAAAUCCUCAACAAGAUAGAGUCAGGUAUCUCUCUGCAAUCAGUAUCUUCUCACCUUAACCAACAGCAAUGAAAUUGUAGUUUACCAGCUGAACUCUACUGUUUCAGCUCAGGGACUUUAUUUCUAUCUCCCUCCCUCUCUCUUGCGCAACUCUCUUUCUCACUCUCCAUCUCACUCUUUUCUCUCUCUCUCUGUUCUCUUCCAGGAGAGUUGGACCCGGAGCGGAUGGGAUCAGGGAUCCAGUACGGAGACGCGGCGCUGCGCCAGCUGCGCUCCCCUCGCAGGGGACAGGCCGAGAGCGCCCAGGAUUGUGGCUGUUAGUGAACACGCUCAGUGUGCUCAGAUCCAAGGUGAGAGACUCCUCCCCCUCACAGCUGCCUACUGCAAAGGAUUCUGCUCUGGGACUUGCCCUUGUGUUAUCACACUAGUAACUCAAUUAGUAGCUCAGUUUAGUGACAUCCAAACAACUCCCUCUCAAAAUAGCACGCACAAAUACAGUUGUAAUCGUAGAUGGUGCUUUUCACAUUCACAUGUUAUGUAAGAGGCCAUUCAAAAGUCCUCUCCAUUUUACAGUUGUCUGUGUUGCUUUGCAUGGAGCAGGUAAAGCAUUAAUUUGUCAUUUUGAGGAGCACCGCCGUGAGCUUUAAAGAUUGGGCCAUAAUGAAACCAAAUGCUGAAACGUGGCUAGUUUUAUCAGCAUUAUUGGUGUCAGGAUCAUCACUUGCCCCCUCGGCAACGGGGGGUUCGAGCCCUGGCUCGGCCCACUGUCUGUACCCUUAACUACUUUCUGUACCCCUCUCUAUCUGUACUUACAUCUGUCCUGUCAAAACAAACAAACAAUAAAAUACAUAAGGGGAUUAUCACAAUGCUGAUUGAUCCUUGUUCUUCUCAAAUGGUUUCCCUGAAGAGGCUUGCUAAAAGGUGAUCUCUGACACUACUUUCACCAGUAUCAUCAUACUUCAGGGUCAUGUUAAUGGUUGUGUCCCAAAUGUAACUCCCUAAGUCCAGUGUUUUAUUCUAUCAUACUGUAUCUCUCCCUUGGGUGACUCCACCUCUUUUGUGAGAGGGGAAGCUAAAGGGGCUCAACCGUUUGAAAAUGAUCGAAUGACCCUGCUCAGAAGCUGUCUGGAUGUGGCUCCACACAACUGUUGUCAAUACAGUGUUCUCUCUGGGCAGAUAUAUUUAACCCGAGGUUCUGCUGACUCCUGUUGGGGCAAGGCAUUAAGGGUCUCUGAAAUGCCUUAUUUGGGUAUUGUAGUAUUUCACAAAAAAUGCCUGGCAUAAAUAGAGGGGUACAAUGUCUACAAAAAUAAAUGCUCAAUUAUCUUGUCAAUUACAGAGUGUAGAGUUGAGUACUUGCCAAAUAUUGCCAGCACGCAAUUGUAACAAAAUGUAACUAUUAACUGCACGUUGACACAGAGGUUUCUUAGCUAAAGGGGCUAAUUUACAAGAUCCCCACUCACGUGUGUGUAUGGAUUCAAACCUCUCUCUGUCCUUGUUUUCAGGCAUGUUGGUGAAGACUUUGAGGAAAGAUGACAGAUGUAGGGAACAUGAUACAGAGCUCAUCAUGGCGGAGCGACUCUUCCCUGACCUUCUUUUAACUUCCCAACUUCCGGAUGUUCCGUCAGAGAGACCCACAGAGAAUCCUGGAUUCCUGGCCUCACACUGGAACGCUGAGCUUGUUCCUGGACCCCUCAGACACAGGCAGAGAGUCCUGUUUCAUCUCCUCAAGCCCUUCAAUCAUCUGGGCUGUAUUCAUAAAGCGUCUCAG